Tricharina praecox is the source of this 2676-nucleotide messenger RNA. RefSeq names its product eukaryotic translation initiation factor eIF2A-domain-containing protein. The coding region runs from base 157 to 2352 and encodes 731 amino acids. Gene Ontology annotation, molecular function: RNA binding; translation initiation factor activity; translation initiation factor binding. Gene Ontology annotation, cellular component: eukaryotic translation initiation factor 3 complex. Gene Ontology annotation, biological process: translational initiation. The record is from RefSeq and is a predicted model, not a curated record. The transcript has 4 exons. Lineage: Eukaryota; Fungi; Ascomycota; Pezizomycetes; Pezizales; Pyronemataceae.
AACCAUCACUCACACACCCCCGCCCCGCACCGCACCGCCGCUAUCCACAUCCCCGCGAAUCAACGAAUCAACGAAUCAACGAAUCGAUAAAUCAACGAAGCGAGCAAUCAACGAAUUGAUCAAAUCGAGAAGAACCGCGAGCUGCAAGCAGCAAUCAUGGCGCCCCACAGUAAUUACGAGGAGGAUGGCGACCUCGAGGAGGAGAUCGAUUUCUCUGAUCUCAAGGAGCAGUACGAAGUCCGUCUCGACGAGGGCCUCGACACGUUCGUGGUCGUCGACGGAUGUCCCAGCGUCACCGAGGAGAACAAGCCCAAGCUCGUCAAGUUCCUGUGCAAGAAGUUGAGCGACGUCGGAAAGGUCAAGCCCGAUAGCGUGUUUAUGCCCAUCGAUGAGGCGACCGGGCAGACUGAAGGGUAUGCGUUCGUCGAGUACGAGACCCCCGAACAGGCGCAGGCGGCGUGCAAGAAGCUCAACGGCAUGGCGCUCGACAAGAAACACACCAUCUACAUCAACAAGCUCACGGACAUCGAGCACUUUGGGCGCGAGGGCCGGGUCAAAGAGGAGUACGAGGAGCCGCCGAUCGAGCCGUUCGUCGAGCAGGAGCACCUGCGUUCGUGGCUGUCCGAGCCGAACGCGAGGGACCAGAUGAUCAUGUUCCGGGGCGAGAGCGUCGGUGUGUUCCUCAACAGGAAGAAGGAUGCUCCCGAACAGGUGGUGGAUCGCGUGCACUGGACCGAGAGCUUUGUGCAGUGGUCCCCCAUGGGAACGUACUUGACGUCGAUCCAUGCCCAGGGUGUGCAGCUGUGGGGUGGUGCGAGCUGGAAGAGGAUCAGGAGGUUCGCGCAUCCGUUUGUGAACCUUGUCGAUUACUCGCCCAACGAGAGGUAUCUCGUCACCUGGAGCAACAAGCCGAUCGUUAUCCCCGAUGUCAUCCCGCCCAACUUCCCGUUGUCGGUCGAUGAGGAUGGAAAGAACUUCAUCAUCUGGGAUAUCAAGACUGGAAACGUCGUCCGUUCGUUCGCCAGCAUCGACACCCCCGAGUCCGCCGACAAGGGACGCAAGAAGAUCUCGUGGCCCAGCUUCAAAUGGUCGUCCGACGACAAGUACGUUGCGCGUGUCGUGCCCGGCCAGUCCGUCCAGGUAUACCAGACUCCGGAGAUGACGCUGCUCGACAAGAAAUCCAUCAAGAUUGAGGGUGUCGUCGACUUUGAGUGGCAGCCGGCCGUUCCCGUCGCCGGAAAGGGCAAGCCCCAGGCCGAGCAGCUCUUCUGCUACUGGACUCCCGAGAUGAACAACCAGACCGCCAGGGCUGGUCUCAUGAGCAUCCCUAGCAGGGAGAUCGUGCGGACACGGAAUUUGGUCAACGUCUCGGACUGCAAGCUUCACUGGCAGAGCGAGGGUAAAUACCUUUGCGUCAAGGUCGACCGUCACACCAAGACCAAGAAGUCCAACUACACUUCGCUCGAGUUCUUCCGUGUCACCGAGAAGAACAUCCCCGUCGAGAUCGUUGAGCUGAAGCAGGUCGUCGUCAACUUCUCGUGGGAGCCCAAGGGUGACCGCUUCGUGUUCAUCACCACUGACGAGGCCGUCGCCGGCGCCAUCGUCGCACCCAAGACCAAUGUCCACUUCUACGCACCCGAGAAGAUCAAGAAUGGUGUCGGCGAGUGGAUGUGCGCCAAGACGGUUGAGAAGAAGAACUCGAACGCCAUCUACUGGGCACCCAAGGGCCGAAUCGUGGUCAUCGCCACCGUGCACUCGCAGCAGAGCUUCGAGCUCGAGUUCUGGGAUAUGGACUUUGAGGGUGAGAAGCAGAAGCAGGAGAAGGUUCCCGCGAACAAAGAGCUGGCCUGCAACAUCAUGCUCAUGUCGACCGCUGAGCACUACGGUGUUACCGACGUCGAGUGGGAUCCCACUGGACGGUACGUGGCUACUAGUGCUAGUGCAUGGAAGCACCAGAUGGAGAACGGCUACCACCUCUACGACUUCAAGGGAGCCCUCCUCCGCGAGGAGCACAUAGAGCGCUUCAACCAGUUCCUGUGGCGUCCCCGCCCGCCGACCAUGCUCAGCAAGGAGGAGCAAAAGACGAUCCGCAAGAACCUGCGCGAGUACUCCCGGCAGUUCGACGAGGAGGACGAGUUCGAGCGCGACACGGCGACCAAGGAGGUGGUCGAGGCGCGCAAGAGGCUGCUCAACGAGUGGAUCGCGUGGCGCGAGCGCGUCGAGAAGGAGCUCGAGCGCGAGCGCGCAGAGGUCGGAUGGACCCCGCCCGUCAAGGAUACCGACGAGGAGGACGCUGUCGUCGAGGAAAUUGUCGAGGAGGUCAUUGCCGAGACAGAGGAGGAGAUCCAAUAGAUGUUUUUUCUUUUUCGUUCUUGACGAUGUGCACGAUGUGGGAUAAAAAUUUGUGUAUUUUUGAGUUCUGGUUUCUUUGUUUCUGGGGGGAUUUGGGAGGAUUGGGGUGAAUCGAUGGUGUUUGUUUACAGCUUAAUGAGUGGUUCGACCUGGUGCUUUGUGCUCUUUGAUUGGACUUUGCUUGAUAUGGACUCAAUUCAUCUGGACGGAUGGACGUUGCUUGACACAAACCCAACCCAACCCACCUAGACGGAUGGACAUUUCCUUGCAACUUUCCCAUCUCCAUCUGAUGUUUGUUUACAGAUUAAUGAGUGGUUCGACCUG